Strongyloides ratti is the source of this 840-nucleotide messenger RNA. Its product is annotated as Neurotransmitter-gated ion-channel transmembrane domain and Neurotransmitter-gated ion-channel ligand-binding domain and Nicotinic acetylcholine-gated receptor, transmembrane domain-containing protein. Gene Ontology annotation, molecular function: extracellular ligand-gated monoatomic ion channel activity; neurotransmitter receptor activity; transmembrane signaling receptor activity. Gene Ontology annotation, cellular component: membrane; synapse; neuron projection. The record is from RefSeq and is a predicted model, not a curated record. Bases 1 to 840 code for a protein of 279 amino acids. Gene Ontology annotation, biological process: regulation of membrane potential; nervous system process; monoatomic ion transmembrane transport. The transcript has 3 exons. Lineage: Eukaryota; Metazoa; Nematoda; Chromadorea; Rhabditida; Strongyloididae.
AUGAAUGUAACAGUAUUAGAACCUCCAACAUUAUCUUAUUUUACUGGUAAUGCUGAAUGGGAACUUAAAAAUGUAACUGUUAAAAGAAUUGAAUUUCCAGAAGAAGAUGAAUGGAGAGUUGAAGUACAAUAUAUAUUUCAAUUAAAAAGAAGACCAAUGUUUUAUUUAACAGUUAUUGUUGCACCUAAUUUUUUAAUAUCAUUUUUAUCAAUACUUGGAAUUUUUUCACCAGGUUCAAAUGAUGGUCAAAGAAAUGAAAAAGUUUCAUUAGGAUUAGGUUGUCUUUUAGCAAUGACUGUUUUAUUAGGAAUUGUAGCAGGUGCAAUGCCUAAAUCAAAUUCAAUUCCAUUAUUAGGAUAUUAUAUUUUAUCAGUUAUAAUAAUAUGUGCUACAGCUGUAGCAGUAUCUAUGUCAUUUUUAACAAUAAAUAAAAGAUAUAUUGACAAUAAUAAGAUGCCAACAGAUUUUGCAUACCGAUUAAUGGGUGUUAAACCAAGAACAAUUGAAAGUCGAAGACAUUAUUCUAAGAUUAGCAGUUCGUUUAUGUUUACUACUACUGACAGGGUAAAAAGAAAUAAAAUAUUUACUGAAUUUGAAACUCCUGGUAUUGAAGCUAUAUACAAUGAAUUGUCUAGUAUAAUACGAUACCAUCAAAAUUUAAUCUUUCAAAUGAAAAAGAAAGAAGCUAAAAAAGCCAUAGAACAUGAAUGGAAUAAAAUUUUUGUUAGAGUUGAUUACUGCUGUCUAAUAUUUUUUGAAUUAUUAAAUAUACUAACAUUAAGUUUUUUUUUAAAAUUUUCCUGGAACUCAGCUCCAUUACAACCAGAACAAUUAAUAUGA